Ixodes scapularis (black-legged tick) is the source of this 3164-nucleotide messenger RNA. Its product is annotated as UPF0600 protein C5orf51 homolog. The record is from RefSeq and is a predicted model, not a curated record. Lineage: Eukaryota; Metazoa; Arthropoda; Arachnida; Ixodida; Ixodidae. The transcript has 7 exons. Gene Ontology annotation, biological process: mitophagy. Bases 31 to 909 code for a protein of 292 amino acids.
GACACCGCGAUACUCCAGAAGUAGCGGUACAUGGCGAAUAACAAAAACGUGGUUGGCAACUAUGUGACAGAAAAAAUGGAGUUCGCUACGAAAGAAAUCACGGAUGAAGUGGACGAUUUACUCAAGAUUAUUGAGGAACUAAAGCUGAAAUCUGUGGUACCUACGUUACUGGAGUCGUCGUUGUCCAAACUCCUGGUUUUGAAGCAUCAACUCAAAGAUGACCAGUUUCUAGGAACAAAUGGAAACAAGGAUGCCGUUCAAGAACUAGCAAGGAUCGUGCUAGACAUUACAUACUGCCGAGAAAACAGGCUCGCAGACAACGAUUUCUCCGACAGCGAUUCGUUGGAGCGUGUGAACGCCAUAAUUCGGAGCCUGGAGCAUGUUGAGAACAUCACAAAGCACAUGGGAUUUGAAACGGUUGUGGAGGGCCUUGGCAAAGAGCUGGCCGAAUGCAUUGAGUGGCGCAAGGGUGCCCUCGUCUAUAUGUUUUGCCAGAGCAAAGAAGGUGAUGAUGAACAGUGGCUACAGGAUAACCGGGCCACUUUCCUGAAGCUUUUGGAGCAAGGAGUGGCUCACCUGACCGAGAUGCUUAAUGUGCGCCGUCCAAUCAGAGCAGACGACACCACUGUGCUCCCUGGGUCUGCAGAUGCACUGGAGCUUCUUCAAAAAGGCAUCUUCAGCGACGUCCACGCGCUGUCACUCAUGUACGCUGGCGAGAUGUGCUACUGGCUCGUGACAUACUCCGACAAGUGGGACCUGCCGCUGGAGUCGGCAACGGCGCUCCCCACAGGAGUCCAACUUCUCCGAGGUUACAUCGGAGCCGUGGAAGGCCCGCUCCAAGACGCCGGAUGGAACUGCGCGCGUGCCAAACAGCUGCUGUCCGAACUGACGCAGCGGCAGGAACUCUGAGCUGGAACAUCCGGUUUGCUCUGUCCAAGUUCAUCGCUCGUACGGUCCACUUCCUUGGAUUGCCCAGCGUUGUGCCAAUCUGUGGUCAAGGAUUGAAUUCUAGAGUCCACAUGAGAUCAACUGUGUCAGUCGGGGCAGGUCCGGUGGAUACGUUUUAAGGCAAGGCUCGACAUAGGCGUAAAACCACAGACGGCCCGGUGUCGUACCGGUGUUCGCGGGUUGAUUUAUGCUGAUGCAAGUGAGCAUCGCCAUUGAGGUCUACAUGGAACUGUUAUUACGAGAUGAGGCAGCACACUCUUUCGGUGGCGCAGCCUUGAGCUAGGAUGGCAAGUUGGGAGCGGCUAAACAGACCCUUUGUAUAACCCCAUCAAGGAACUUUAGUGGUUACCAUUUCUUCGACACGAAGGGCGCAACUGGAUCGGGGUCUUUGCCGAACGCCGCCGCGGCACUUGUUCUCGAUACGAGCCGAACCGGGCUCACGCCAAACGCCGACGCAACCUUCGUCCAACAAGCGCUCGGAGUACGUGACCGAACUUGGAUAAUCUGUGCGGUGGCCACUAGGCGGCGCACACUUUUGAAAAGGGUCCAUUUUGCGUCAGUAGGAAUUGAGGUUCCAGCCUCGUGCGGUCGGUACGCAGAAUCGGUGUUGUUGAAUCGAAACCGGGCCAACGUCCAACAGAACGUUGGUGACGUGGGUGGGGUCUGGAAUGGUCCGGUAUUGUAUCAUCGUUAGCAGGCAACGUAUGCUUAAAUUACGACUUUUAUCGCCGAAGUCCCGUCAACUAGUAUUGGUAUGCCACGGGAGAUACCCUUGGCUAGCCGGAUGUAAGAUCCAAGUCAGGAGAGGGCCAAUAUCGUGCCAAAAUUGGCAGUCAAUAUAAAGCGAGUUGAAGUUUUGAGGCAAAGGCUUACGAGAGAAUGCUUGGAGUCGGCCCGAUGUGUAGUAUACAUAGUUUAGUAGCAUAGCACGAGUUGAGGGAUGUAACAGUGACACGACAACACAGGCCAAUAUGUGACGGAGACAAGCAUUUUGCAGAUGGUUUCAACACUAACUGACGUUAGCAGCUAGACCGAGAUUGGUGACGUAGUGUGACCAGCAGUGACUGUGUUUUUUUUUUUUGGUGGUCAAAUGUAUCUUGGGAGAAAUGUUAAUCCUUCAAUAAUUUUUUCUUUUUUUGGGGGGGCUUGCAGAUUGAACAAUUGAAGUUUUCGGUUUUUGUUAGGUACAAAUAAUCUAAAUGGUGUUUGCGAUUUAUUAGACAGUACGAACAUUGGUUUGACCUCUGUAGCAAGUUGUGAAAUUUUCAAUGUCAUAAAAAAAAUAAAAAGCUAGCCAAUAGGGAUAAAAUCUUGACAUGCUUCAAUUUUUGCUUGUGACGCGUUGCAGUUGAAACCCAGGCGCUCUCCAGUGCUGGUUUAUUUUGCAACCACAUAUUUUGUAGGCUGUCAGCAGGCUUGUUGCAAAUAUGAAUGCUGCACAUACUAUUAUUCCAUUAUAUGCUCGAGUCAUGGUUACAUCAGGUGCUUUGGAACGUUGCAUUUACAAGGAUGCUCCAAGGUAAACCACUACGACAUAGUGACACCUGUUUGCUCACAUUUGUCAUCAGUAAGAGUAGAAUGUUUUCCUAAAAUAUAACCAGUAUUGGCAGUCUUAGGAUAGAUAGUAGAGGUCAUAGUCAUUACCAGAAGAUGGCCCGGUAUGACUGCAUCAACGAGUUUGAAAGUAAGUUACAGUUUACAUAGCACAGGAACCAUGCAUCUGGUGUAUUGAUUUCAAAAAUUAAGAUACUAUGUGUUGCAAAGCAACUAAUUCACAGAAUAGAUUAAAGAAAAAUAUACGAAAUCGCUCCGAUUUUUUCGCUAAAGGAUCGAGUAACAAAAAUGCCCUCCACACAAACUGCCAAGUGUCAAUAUACGAGGCUGUUUGUAACUUCGCUGACCAAAACCGAGUACAAGCUUGGUGUUGUACGUCGUGUGUCAUUGUUGUAAAGAGUUGAGUGAAUUCCAAUCUUGAAUUUUACGCUAAGCAAGGUGUACCACAUCACUAAUAUAUGUGCAAACUCUCAAGACACUGUAAUGAAAAACUGUCCUGCCCCCCAACCUCCAUCAGGACAUUGUGUGCGAGGUUGUGUGUAUGUCUAAAUGAAAUGUGAAGAAUACUACCGUCUACAUACGUUGUAAAGUGCCAAAGGAUUGUUUCUUUGUUUUAUAUAUAUGCGGAAGCGUUGGUUGAAAUAAAAGCCAUUCGAAGUGCA